AUGUCGAUACUCCAAGCCUCGCCUCUUAUUCCUCCCUCACGACCUGAAAUCAUUCAGUCACUUAUUGACGGUGUUGAUAGAUACAAUCCUGACAAUAUUUCAAUUCUGGAAGAAUAUUUGGGAGCGCAGUUACAGAAUGAGGAAUAUGAUUUGAUGGCCAAUUUGGCAAUAUUAAAGUUGUAUCAGUUUAAUCAGCAUCUAAUUAAUGACCGAGUAAUAAUAAAUAUACUCGUGAAAGCAUUGACAGCAACACCAAACCCUGAUUUCAAUCUAUGUCUUUAUUUAUUGCACGAAAGCGCUCUUGCAGACGAAAGUAUACAGAAAUUACUACACCUCCAAUCACUUCUUGAACAAGCGAGAUAUCGAGAAUUCUGGAAUGUUUAUGAAUCAGACGAAACAUAUCGAAUAUUAACGUCUGAAGCAAUCGGAUUCGAGAAUGCCAUUCGCAAAG
This is a messenger RNA of Paraglomus occultum, 451 nucleotides long. The record is from the annotation of a GenBank genome assembly. NCBI's taxonomy places the organism in Eukaryota, Fungi, Glomeromycota, Glomeromycetes, Paraglomerales, Paraglomeraceae.